CGCGUGCGUGUUUUUGUUGAUGCGAAGCUGGAUGGAUUAGAGGCAGGCUGCUAAUGGUUGACUUUAGGAAAAAAUCCGACCAUCCGAAGAAUUCGAAGAACCCAACCGACGGUUAGAUAAGUUUUCGAUUUGGGUUGGGUUAAAGAAAUUAAGAAUCGAUUAGUUCGGUUCAAGCAGACCGAACCGGUAUAUAUAUGUUAGGGUUUUGUAAUUAGGUUUUCUUAUUAUUUCUCUCACUUCACUGCCGCCUCUUCAGCAUUCGCCUCUGGAUCUCACGGCCUCCACCACCCGGUUCUCGAUCACUCUCUAGUCUCUCUCUUCUCUCAAAUCUCAAUCUCACCUCUCUCAGUCUCGCCCAAUCUUAUCUCUUCUCAAUCUCGAUCUCACCAUCUCUCACACUUACGAUUUAUUUCCGCCGUUGGCCGUUCCUGUUCGUUUCCCGUCCAUCUCCCAUCGCGGCUGUCCUUCCACCGUUGCUGCUGUUCCUCCACCGUCGCCGCUGUUCUUCAUGUAUAAACACAGCUACUCGGGUUCGGACCAGAAUUUGGGUCGACCAAUUUAGAGCGACCCUGUUAUUUUUACUCGCUCUUGGACUAGACUCGAGUCUCGCAAGGCAGCGGUGUGACCAUGGAAGCCGGAGGAGCGAAGGGAACGGUGACGUCUCUGUCCUCCUUGUUUCCCGCCGAGGAUGCACACAAGGCAGCGGCGCGUGUCCAAGAUACGCUUUCUGAGAAACAGAAGGAGCUUGACUGUCUCCGAGGUUUCAUCUCUGAUAACGCUAACCUGAUCAACCUCGUCCAGAAAUUACCUGAAGAGCUCUACCAUGAAGUUAUGGUUCCAUUUGGGAAGGCAGCGUUUUUCCCUGGGCGUUUGAUUCAUACCAACGAGUUUCUGGUUCUUCUUGGAGAAGGUUAUUAUGCUGAGAGAACAUCCAAACAAGCAGUCGAGAUCUUGAAAAGGAGAGGUAAAGCUUUGGAUUCUCAAGUUGAUUCUCUGAAGGCCAUGAUGGACGAUCUUAAAGCUGAGGCCUCAUUUUUUGAUGCUACUGCAUCUGAAGCUGCAGAGGGUCUGGUUGAGAUAAAAGAGGAGUAUGUGGAGGAAAACUCUAGUGAGCGGGAACCCGAAUCAGGAGUAAACAAGCAAGAUGUUCACAGUGUUCCUGAAGUUGAUAAAGCAAAAAUAACUGAAGAAGAUGAAGAGUAUGCCCGUAUAAUGGCCAGAUUGGAUGAGCUUGAGAAGGAAGAAGAACUUGCGGCUGGAAACGACAACCAAGGUGAUGAAGAAGAUGAGGAAGAAAAAGGAACUUCAAAUCAAUCUUUAGAGAAGUUUCAUGAUGAGGAACUCAGAUUUUCAAAGACGAGUACAUCGCCGUGGCAGAGGGAAAAAAACAUAGGUAGUGAAGAGCCACUGGGCAAGUAUCAGCAGCAAGAAGAAGCUUCUAACGAUCCAUCAAAUUGUACAGGUUUGUCAGUACAAUCUUUAGCCAGAGAAGACACAUUGCAUGGCAACAAUUCUUCGACUCAACGAGUGAGAAACCCUAGUUCUGCUGCAAAGUCUGUAACGUUUGCUGAAGCAAGAGAAAAGAAUCAAACGUUGCCUCCAUCUUCAAGUGAGGCUUUUACAGGAUCUAUUAUAGAGCGGCCUCCUAUUAUAUCCAAAACUUCUAAACAAGAAACAGAAACUCCACUGCAGAUGCCCUCGAGUUCUCAACCUUCAAAACCAGUAUCCAGAUUCAAGAUGCAAAGAAGAUAGCUAGCUGCACACUACAACAACAUACAUAAAAAAAGAAAUUGUUGUCAAAUGUUCUUGGUUUUAUAUGCUAGUUUGGGUAAAUUUUCGUUCGAGUUCUUUACAACUUUGAUCUGGUUCUCCAACUGUACCAAGAUAGAAAGGUAAGGAUAACUAGUGCCUUAGAUUGCAAAAGGCUGAAGGAUUGAUGAGCUGUCUCUGACUAACAGAUUAAAUUCAAGAUAUGGAACAAUUUUGAAGGAA
Momordica charantia (bitter melon) is the source of this 1992-nucleotide messenger RNA. RefSeq names its product Prefoldin chaperone subunit family protein. Gene Ontology annotation, molecular function: chromatin binding; phosphatase inhibitor activity; transcription corepressor activity. Gene Ontology annotation, biological process: negative regulation of transcription by RNA polymerase II; negative regulation of phosphatase activity. The record is from RefSeq and is a predicted model, not a curated record. NCBI's taxonomy places the organism in Eukaryota, Viridiplantae, Streptophyta, Magnoliopsida, Cucurbitales, Cucurbitaceae.